AUGAUGAGGCCAAAAGCUCCUCCAAAUGAUGAGGGAAAAAUUGGGCUUUUGGAAUAUUUGGAAGAAAUUAUAGGGACAAAUGUCUAUGUCCCGCUGAUACAGGAAGCAGAAGCUCAGCUUGAGAAUAUCGGGGAUGAGUUGAAUGCUAACUCCCCCCCCCCCCCCUCCGUGAGCGAACAAAACCAUUAAAAAAAAUCGCCAUUUUUUGACCAAAAACCCACCCUCCGUGAGUGAACAAAAAUUUUUUUAAUAGAAAAAAUUUUAAUGGAAAAAAAAUUUUGAUAUAUAAGUGAUAAUUAGUAUAAUGAAAUCUAGUGCUAAUUCUGUUUAAUUUUAAACAAAUUGCGUUUUAAAACAUAAAUUUUGCAAAUUAAAUUAAUAUUUGCUUCCCAAUUUUUGCAAAUUAGGAUUUUUUUAAAUUCGAAAAAAAUAUUUUUUAUAAAAUUUAUAUAUAAAUUUUUUUUAAAAAAAAAAAAUUAACCCCCCUCCGUGAGCGAACAAAAUUUUUUUGUUCGCUCACGGAGGGGGGGGGGGGGAGUAAGAAUUUAAGAGUAGAAGAAGCCCAAAAAGCGGUUAAUCAGCUCGAAGACCCUAAAAAUGAAGCUUUAGCUUAUAUUGAGUUGGAAAAAGAAGUCCAUGAUUUCGCGAACUUGAGAAAUCAGCUGUCAAGGUACCAGUAUUUAAAUGAUGAAAUAAAAAUAGAGGAGGAUAUAAGGAAAAUCGAUGAAAAUCUGAAAGAAGUUGAAAUGCAGUUCAACGAAAAGAAGCAGCUGCACAUUGACGCUAUAAAUGAGUACCAAUCAAAGCAGCAAGAAUACAUUACUUAUGUAAAAAAUGAAAAAAAAUUAAAAGAAGACGUAUGCUUAAAUAAAUUGUAUAACGCAAAAUUUAUAAUGCAAUUUUUAUAUGCAAAUAUAAUGUAAAAAAGCAUAGAAGAAAUGUCUAGAAAAUAUGAUCAAGUAGAAGAAAAUAAAAAAGGUAUCGAAAAGAAACAAGAAGACACUUAUAAAAACAUCGCAGCUGAGAAUAAAAGAAAAGAUGGCAUAAGAGAAACCUUAGAAGAGCUCUAUCAAGCUAUUCCAGCUGUAGUAAAUUCCUUACAAGAAACACUCAGAGACAAAGAAGCUGUAGAAGCUGAGUACAACGCAAGAAAUGCUGAAAUCAUAAGUGCAACCGAAGAAAUGCAAAGGCGAAAAAUGGCUUUCGAAAAAGACCUUGUCCCAUGCAAAAAGCAGCAUGAUGACAUCCUCGGCAGAAAAGAAGUCAACAAACAAAAAAUCGAGUUUUUAUUAUCAGAAAGAGCACAAGAAGAUGAAGAAAGAAAAACCAUUGAAAAUGACAUAGAAUCAUGCCAGGAAAAUUUAGAAAUAAAAAACAAAGAACUCCAGGAGCUGGAAAGGAGAUUUGAGGCUGUACAAGAAGAAGUGAAGAAUAAAAAAGAAAGUUAUGAAGAAUUAUUUAGGGAUUUAGAUAUAGCGAAAAAACAAUUGGCUCUGUCAAAAAAACAGCUUCAAGAUAUAGAGGAAAAUGAGAGAAAAGCUGAAGGGAAAAGUAAACUGAUUCAAGAUAUUAAUACAGCAAAAAGGACUGGGGAAUUGGGGGGGAUUUUAGGAAGACUUGGAGACUUAGGGGUUAUUGAUAGCAAAUAUGAUGUAGCAGUCUCAUCAGCCGCUGCAAGGCUUGAUAAUAUUGUGGCAGAAACUGUUCAAGACGCAGAAAAACUUAUAGAGUUUGUAAGAAAUAGGAACUUAGGAAGGAUUAAUGUCAUUGUUUUGGAUAAAGUUAAGCAGCAGUGGGAACAGCGUGCGAGAGCGCCGUUUGAAAGCCCAGACGCCAGAGCACUGAGGCUUUUUGAUAUCAUAAAAUUUGAUGACAUAAAUUUAGAAGCUGCAUUUUAUUAUGCAAAAUCCCAAUAAAUAUCUAUUUCUAUAUAAAUUCUUACUGUAUAUAAUUUAUUUUGGUAUAUGCAAUGAGUGAUACUCUUGUCACUGAAACAAUGGACGAUGCCAGAAGAAUUGCAUUUGGAGGACAAAAAAGAUACAGGGUUGUUACCCUCACAGGAGAAAUCAUUAAUCCAUCAGGAGAAAUGCAAGGCUUUGCUAAGCCUAAAAGUGGACUAAUGUGUGUUCAGCAGCAAAAUUACCAUAGAAUCAGUUUUUCUCAAAAUGAUAUAGGAGCUUUACAAGAAACCAUUCGGCAGUUAACCCUUCAAGUCAACGACAUGAAUGCCAAAGUUAAACAAUUUCAAUCAGAAAUCGCUGCAGAAAGAAAAGAAAAAGACCAAUCAUUGCAUAACCUGCAAAUAAUGAAAAACGAUUGUGAAGGUCUCAGAGAAAGACUAGAAAAAUUGAUAUCAAGGCAAGCAGAGCUCACGUCAAAAUCCCAAAUAAACCAAGACAAAGAAUUAGCUGAGCUCAGAGAAAUCGAAAAGAAAAAUGAACAAGCCUUAGUCAAAAUAUUAAAAGUAAUAGAAAAUAUACAAAACCAAAUCGAAAAAACUGAAAAAGAAAUUGAUGAGUUUGGAGGUGAGGAUUUUAAAGAACUAAAAAAGAGGAGGCAUCAUUUAUAUGAAGCUGAAGAGCAUUUAAAGACUGAGGCCGAAAAGCAGAACAAGAAGCUUAUACAAUGCAAAAAAGAUUUUGAUAAAGUCCAAAAAAAGCUCAAUGAGCUUGAAAGCACUAAAACUGAGCUGGAUCAGAAAUUUGUUCAGCUUAAAGAAGAAAGUGAGAUUAUCGAGCAAAAAGCGCUAGAAGCCAUAAAACUGCAUGAAGAAGCCAAAAUUGUAAAAGCAGCCCUUGAAAAAACUUUAACUGAACUAAAUCGCCAACAAGCAGAAAUGAAGAAAGAAUUUGACGAAAUUUUAGAAAAAAGAAAUAAAUUGAAAUUGCAAAGAAAAGACGAAGUCGCAAACCUCGCACAAAUACAAAACGAGAUCAAUAAAUGGGAUGCAAGAAUAGAAAAAAAUAGAAAAGAUUAUCAAGAAUUGGUCAACGAAUAUCAAGAUGUGCUAGGAAUAGCCAUGGAAAUCGUCGAAGAAAAAGAAGACACUGAAGAAGAUGUUGAAAAUCCUAGGAAAAGAGGCAAAAAGGAUGAAGAAAGGAAAAUGCUGAGAUUUCCAGUCAAUAAAGACUUUACUAAAGAAGAAAUGGAAAACUUGUACAGCAAGCUGGAAACGAUUAAAAAAUUAGAAGUAAAAGUCCAAGAAGAUCUUACUGCAGCCAGGCCGAAUUUAGGAGUCAUUCAGGAAUACAGAGCCCGAGUUGAAGACAAAAAAGGAAAAGAAGACGAAUUUUACCAAGUAAAGCUCAGGGAAGCUGAAUUAAGGAAAAAAUACUCAGACCUUACUGGCCGAAGACUUCAAGAAUUCAACACAGGCUUUACUAUGAUUUCUCAAAAAUUACGAGAAAUGUACAGAAUGAUCACAAGAGGAGGAGACGCUGAGCUUGAAUUUGCAGACUCAACUGACCCAUUUUCAGAAGGAAUUGUAUUUACUGUGAGGCCUCCAAACAAGUCUUGGAAGAAAAUGGCAAAUUUAAGUGGAGGUGAAAAAACAUUGAGCUCUCUUUCAUUGGUCUUUGCACUACAUCAUUAUAAGCCAAAUGCCCUUUAUGUGAUGGAUGAAGUGGAUGCUGCCCUUGAUUUUCAGAAUGUCAGUGUGAUAGCCAACUAUAUUAAAGAUAGGACGAAAAAUGCACAGUUUAUUAUUGUGUCACUGAGGUAUCAAAUGUUUGAGCUUGCUGAUAGACUUAUUGGUGUCUAUAAGACGAGAGAUGUGUCUCAAACAAUUACAAUUAGUCCUUGCUCUCUUAAAGAAAGUGAUAAAUCGAAUCCAAUUAUAAGACAGACCUUGAGCAAUAUUAAAGUCAACUAA
Molecule: messenger RNA, 3871 nt
Organism: Blepharisma stoltei
Lineage: Eukaryota; Ciliophora; Heterotrichea; Heterotrichida; Blepharismidae
Source: the annotation of a GenBank genome assembly